Molecule: messenger RNA, 1455 nt
Organism: Protopolystoma xenopodis
Lineage: Eukaryota; Metazoa; Platyhelminthes; Monogenea; Polystomatidea; Polystomatidae
Source: the annotation of a GenBank genome assembly
AUGGUACAAUCAUAUAACGAACUGCAGCUUACUUCAAACCUCUGUGACCCACUGACAAGGACUGAAACAACUGCCUCUCAGACAGCUAAAGAGCAAAAUGCCCGGCCGCUGGCAGUACCCUGUCUUGCGAACCCCGGCUUGCGACGUAGUCACACAGAUUCAAGCCAUCAGCGAGUACCUGAUACAGAUUUUGAAGUAGGCCUUUUCACUCUAGGAUUCCCUUUACUGGGGCCCAUAAAUCAUUCCAACAAACCUUUAAUUCAUAUUCCGCCGCCUCCAACUUCUUCACCACCUGUGUUUCGACAGGGAAACGGAUUCGCUGGCGCCUACAAUCUGCAGUCCAGUUCCCCACAAAACUGUCAUAAAGAAAUACCCACAGAUCAGACUUGUAGGCCCUGUUUUUCAGACCAGAGGUCAGUCUGCCAGUCGCAAUUGCAGCGCGGUUGCUGUCUGGCUGCUUCGCCAAUCACCUUCGUCUCAAUAGACGGCCAUGGAUCAGCGGUUUGGCCUGCGACAACUCCUGUCACUACCAUUUCAAGUUUUCGCACCAGACCCGGAACACCAACUCUCGGAAAAGCCGCUCUGUUCGCCAAGAGCCAAAUGGCCCAUUCAGCUGGAGCCUGCUCACAACUCACUUCGCCUCAUCAGAAGCACCAUUCACCUAAGCAUUCGAACCAACAGCAGAUUCAGCCCAGCCACCUCCCAACAUCGCAACACAGCAAAAAUACUGCUAUGUUCCAAGGAAGUCCAAAUAUCAGAAUGCAAAUCGUACAGUCCCUUUCAGGAGAUAAAGUGGAUUCUCAAAGUCAUCCGGCUUAUCCAGUUAGCAAAAGUGGGUUUUACAACUCAGUUGACGAAAUUUCAUCAACUAUGUCUCAGGACGAAAAACGUCAAACAGAAAUUUUAGCCAAUUUGUGUGAAUCAGAACGAUCAUCUCAUCUUGAAAUUUCAUCUAAACAGCACCAGUUACAGCUAAUUUCACCUUCCUCUCUUUUGAAAAAAUCCCCUUGUGCAACUAUGACCACUCAAAAUGCUUCGGAUCACUUAUCUAUUAUCCAUAAACCUGGAGUUAUCAACGAAAUUAAUCAAGUAAAGAAUAUUGCGAUAUUGAAAAAUGUACAGAAGCAAGGAAAUAAAAAAGCAUUCAUGAACAUUGUACUUAACCUAAAUAAUAGUAUCCAUCAACAACAGGAUUUGCACGUAGAUACACGGCUUGGUUCUUCUAAAAAGGUCGCCUCAGCACAUGAUUAUAUGAAUAACUUAAGUUUAACUAGCGAAAAUAAUGUUAAAAAGAAAUCACAACUGCAUCUGAAUACCUAUGAACACAUUUGUAAUAUUUACGAAAACGAAAGCUGCAGGUCUGAAGUUGCUUGUUCCUCUGAAAACAUUAGGCAGGUCUUUCUGAAAAUAAUUUUUUUCAAAAAUCGAUUUGGAAUCUUUAUGGAAUUCAUUUAA